AUUACGAUACGUUAUGAAAUCGUUCAACAUUUCUGAAUAUAAAAUGUAAAUAAAAUUGCGCAGUAAAUAUUUUUAUAUAUAACAAUUACAAGAUUAAAACAUAUUAACAAGGAGAAUACUGUAGGCUAUAAUUAACAUUUUUAUGAUAAAUAAAUAGACAUAUAGAAUUUUAUCGGACAUUUGUAAGUAUGAAUUUUUAGAUUGGUACGUAGGAAUCAUGUUGUUAAGAACACAAUUUUGUACGUACCGUCAGUCGUCAGGUCAUGCAUGUCACUGUCAAACAGAAACAGCUGAUAUUUUGAUAAUUGCAUUGCAUUGCAGAAGGGCUGUUUUUUGCACUAUUCCAGUGUGUGAUUGCGAUUAGGAUUACAAAUAAAAUGAUAGUAAUUAUUGUCAAUAAAGAUCAGACAUAAAAAUGAAUUUACCUGUCCUGAGGCUUUCUUUGCCUAAUCGUAAAGUAUGUAAAUGGAUUCACACAAAACUUACACGUGUAAGGUUUGCACCUAGCCCUACCGGUUAUUUACAUCUGGGUGGGUUAAGGACUGCCCUCUACAAUUAUUUAUUUGCAAAAUCCCGUGGUGGUACAUUUGUAUUACGGAUAGAAGACACCGAUCAGACGAGAAAAGUUGAAGGUUCCAUUGGUGCACUGAUGAAAGAUUUAGAUUGGGCUGGUAUAGAGUGUCAUGAAGGGCCCAAGCAAGGAGGCAAUUUUGGCCCUUACAUACAGAGUGAAAGGCUUCAAAUAUACCAAGAGCAUAUAAAUACUCUGCUGAACAAUGGGUCUGCAUAUAAGUGUUUUUGUACUGAACGGCGCUUGAACUUAAUACGGAGAGAUGCUGUAAGAUCCCAACGGAUACCGAAAUAUGAUAACAGAUGUCGUACUUUGUCUGCAGAUGAUAUCAAAGAGAAAAUAAAUUCUGGUAUUCCAUAUUGCAUAAGAUUCAAGCUUUCUUCAGACUGCUCAUCGUUCGAAGAUUUAAUAUUUGGUGGGAUAGCAUAUGAUGUCUCCCUGAAUGAAGGCGACCCAGUACUGAUGAAGAGCGACGGUUUCCCGACCUACCAUUUUGCCAACGUGGUGGAUGACCACCUCAUGAAUGUGACACAUGUACUCAGAGGUGUUGAAUGGCAGAUAUCGACAACAAAACAUUUACUGCUUUAUAAGGCCUUUGGGUGGACGCCCCCGCAAUUUGGCCAUCUUCCGCUCAUUGUGAACUCUGAUGGUACAAAGCUGAGUAAAAGGCAGAGUGAUGUGAAAGUAGAAGAUUAUAGGAUUAAAGGUAUAUAUCCUUUAGCGUUAGUUAACUAUAUCACCCUAUCUGGCGGUGGCUUCGAGCACGUUCCAGGAGAGGGCGUCAGGCUUAAAACAAUGGACGAACUAGCUCAAGAGUUUCAAAUCGACAGGAUAUCUUCACACCCCAGCCGUUUAAACCCAGACUUGCUUGAAGAAUGCAACAGAUUAGAGAUAAAACGACAACUCCAAAGUCCGGACCAAGCUCAGUUAGUCGCCAGACUUCAAGAACUUAUCAAGCAGACGUAUCCUGAGAAGAGCUUAAAUAUAUCUAAAGAGCAUGUUGAGAGUGUGUUGAAUUGGGCAGUUGCUAGAAUAACUAAGAUAGAAGAUUUGGUGUCUCCGGCAUUCGGCUUUCUCUGGAUUCUACCUAAUAGGAAGCCGGAGGACGUGAAUGCAGAGCUGUUGAGAAAACUAGUCGAUCAUCUGGCAAGUCUGGAUCAGUUCGAGGAAAUCACUCUCAAACAUAGUUUAAAGGAGUUUUCCUCUGACAAUGACGUGAAGUUUCCUGCUCUUAUGAAGAUGCUCAGGUCUGUUCUGAGCGGGCUAAGUGAAGGCCCUAGCGUUGCCGAAAUGAUGCAGUUGCUGGGCAAGAACCAGUCGUUGGAUCGAAUAAAAGCUGUUGUGCGAUGA
This is a messenger RNA of Chilo suppressalis (striped riceborer), 1921 nucleotides long. The record is from the annotation of a GenBank genome assembly. Lineage: Eukaryota; Metazoa; Arthropoda; Insecta; Lepidoptera; Crambidae.